UACGACUACGGCCAGGUGCUGGGCAUGUCAUGGCUGUUCUACGAGGCGCAACGGUCGGGCAAGCUGCCCAGCACAAACAGAGUCCCAUGGCGGGGUGACUCAGCGCUGGGAGACAAGGCGCCCGAUGGUAGCGAUGUCACCGGCGGCUGGUAUGAUGCCGGAGAUCACCUGAAGCUGAACUUCCCAAUGGCGUGGGCUGCGGGCGUGCUGGCAUGGGGCUUCAUUGAGUUCCAAGAUGGCUACUCCUCCUCUGCCCAGACCCAGAUUGCUCUGGACGGCCUCCGCUGGGUGGCAGACUACUUUGUUAAGUGCCACCAUUCAGAUGUUGCCUACACUGGCCAGGUGGGGGACCCAGGCGCGGAUCACGCGGUAUGGGGGCGCUCGGAGGACAUGACAAUGGCGCGGCCGGCAUACGAUGUCGACGCGAACAACCCGGGCUCGGAUCUGCUUGGCCAGACGGCCGCCGCGCUUGCUGCAAUUUCCAUCGUGUUUGAGAAGACCGACGCAGCCUACGCGCUCAAGCUGGAGGCGCACGCUCGCGAUCUCUACGCAGUGGGCACCACGUUCCAGGGCAAGUACAGCGACAGCAUAAAGGGUGCCUACGUCUACCCCUCCUCCAACUUCCUGGACGAUCUCACCUGGGCCGCAGCCUGGCUCUACCGCAAGACCGGCGAGCAGCAAUUCCUGCAGGUGAUUUGCCGCAGCAAGGACGAGGAGGGGGGCGGCGGCUACCUGGCCUGGAACUGGGACAGCUCCAUCUGGGGCGCCGACGUGCUCCUGGCAUCGCAGGCCAGCGACAAGAAAUACGCCGCCGAGGUACGCACAAUUUUACAGUCCCUGACUGAUUUUUUGCUGGAUGCAUGGAUCAAGGGCACCGACGGCGUUACCUACACCCCGCACGGCCUCGCCUGGGGCUCCGAGUGGGGCUCCUUGCGCUUCGUGGGCAACGCCGCCAUGAUUGCCGCCGUCUACUCCAAAUCCAUCGCCGGUGCGCUCUUUCCUCCAUCAAACUCUAUCAAGUACAUCCUGGGGGACUCGGGGCGCAGCUUUGUUGUGGGCUACGGCAAGAACCCCCCCACGCAUGUCCACCAUCGGGGAGCCUCCUGCCCACCGGAGCAGCAGCCGUGGGGGUCCAACAACCCCCCUUGCUCCUACGACCAGUUCAGCCUCUCCUCCUCCAACCCCAACGUUCUCACUGGCGCCCUCGUGGGAGGUCCGGGCAAGGAUGACUCGUACGUUGACAAGAGGGACGACUACCAGAAGAACGAGGUGGCGGUCGACUACAACUCCGGCUUCACAGGUGCAUCCCCCGAUACUCCCCAAAGACUUCAAAAUCCACUGCCGCACACACCUACAGUCACAGGGCCUUAA
Molecule: messenger RNA, 1371 nt
Organism: Coccomyxa subellipsoidea C-169
Lineage: Eukaryota; Viridiplantae; Chlorophyta; Trebouxiophyceae; Coccomyxaceae
Product: glycoside hydrolase
Exons: 9
Biological process (GO): carbohydrate metabolic process
Molecular function (GO): hydrolase activity, hydrolyzing O-glycosyl compounds
Source: RefSeq, a predicted model, not a curated record